CUGCUGAGACAGGCACGCUGCUCCACACUCUGUGGAUUCCACAAUGACAGCUCUCAGACUGGUUUCUCUCUUCCUCUGUGUCUUGUAUCUCACUGAAGCAGCUUUCUCUGUGUCCAGUAGCAAAUGUUGCACGCAACUUGGGGAAAGGAUUUCAAAGAAUGUGUUAAAUAAAGUGAUCGACCAUAAGAUUCAGAGACGUGAUGGCAUUUGUGACCUCCAAGCUUUUGUGUUCUACACAAAAGAAAGGACUUUCUGUAUGAGCACUAAGAGUAAGCGUGCCAGGGCAUGGAUUGUAAAACAAAAGAAAAAAGAUGUCAGAAGACCGAACAAGUUAAAUGGUUCUCAGAAAAAGAAUCGAAGAAGAAACAGGAGAAGAAAAAUUAAAAAGAACAAACAUAACUAA
This is a messenger RNA of Nanorana parkeri, 403 nucleotides long. It is a transcript of the gene CCL28, whose product is annotated as C-C motif chemokine ligand 28. NCBI's taxonomy places the organism in Eukaryota, Metazoa, Chordata, Amphibia, Anura, Dicroglossidae. The coding region runs from base 44 to 403 and encodes 119 amino acids. The transcript is spliced from 3 exons. Gene Ontology annotation, biological process: immune response. The record is from RefSeq and is a predicted model, not a curated record. Gene Ontology annotation, cellular component: extracellular region. Gene Ontology annotation, molecular function: chemokine activity.